This is a messenger RNA of Eucalyptus grandis, 822 nucleotides long. RefSeq names its product low affinity inorganic phosphate transporter 1-like. Gene Ontology annotation, molecular function: transmembrane transporter activity. Gene Ontology annotation, cellular component: membrane. The transcript has 3 exons. Bases 1 to 822 code for a protein of 273 amino acids. The record is from RefSeq and is a predicted model, not a curated record. Gene Ontology annotation, biological process: transmembrane transport. NCBI's taxonomy places the organism in Eukaryota, Viridiplantae, Streptophyta, Magnoliopsida, Myrtales, Myrtaceae.
AUGACUUCUAAAAUACAUUUAUUUGAGUGUGAGCAAAGAGAAGAAGGAAGAGCAGAUAGAGAAGAAAUAGUGGAAAGAGAAGAAGCAGGAAGAGAAGCUGUAGAAGAAGAGGGUCGGGAUGACUCUUAUGAAGCAAUGAUUGCAAUAUCCUUAUCUGAGGAUUCAGAAGCAACAAGGAGUGGACAAAUAGGAGAAAAAACAAAAAAAGAACAUCACUUUUGUGCUGAUAACGAGAAAGAGCAAGAAGAAGUUUUCCUUUCUCCACCUGUAGGAAAGGAAACAUGGGGAGCUUGUGUUCAUAUUAGUACUUACAGAAGAUUCGCUAUCCAAUUGUUGGGCCUCUUCUUCAUGACCGUGUUCAUGUUCGCUCUAGCAAUCCCUUACCAUCACUGGACUCUGAAAGCAAACCACAUCGGCUUUGUGAUCAUGCACUUGCUGACCUUCUUCUUCACCAACUUCAGGCCCAAUGCCACAACAUUUGUCGCGCCAGCGGAGAUUUUCCCAGCAAGGCUCCAGUCAACUUGCCACGGCAUAUCAGCAGCUUGUGGAAAGGCAGGGACGAUCAUCGGGGCCUUUGGGUUUUUGUACGCUGCUCAGGGGAAGGUGUUAGCAGAUAGAGACGUCGGUUACCCACCAUGCACUGGGGUCAAUAACUCGUCGAUCAUGCUCGGCGUGAUCAACUUCUUAGGGAUGUUGUUCACUCUGUUAGUCCCUGAAUCGAAAGGAAAGUCGCUUCAGGAGCUCAUGGGGGAAAAUGAGGUCGAGCCCGGUCAGGCCCGGCAGCCUCAGGAGGUGUCGGCUGCUAGAACAGUCCCAGAAUGA